UCCUCCAACUGACCAUGCUUAUAAAGAGGAACACACAUGAGGCUCAAAGGAACUUGAUUUUUUUUUCUCCUCUGAGACGAAAAACAGUUAUCCACAGCCAAGAUGAGACUGUACCUUGCCGUUGCCAUGCUGAUGCUGGCUUUCGUGGCAUACACAGAGGCUCAGGAGGAAACCGUCGAGCAGAGAUUCGCCAAGUUUGGAGAUCAGAUGUCUGAGUUUGGCAGGACCCUGGCAGAGAAGGCCAAGAGCACCUUUCAAGACAUCCAAACCAGCGAUUUUAUCACCAGCUCCAGGGACUGGUUCAGCCAGCAGUUGGAGAAGUUAAAGUCCAAGUAGACAAGUUCCUGUCCCCAGCCUGCGAUCGGCCCUGUGCCCGCUGACCUCUUCGUUCUCCCCGACAUGUUGGACGACUGAACCAUUUCUCUGCACACCAACCACACUAAAUGGACACAUUGCCUUUUUGUGAAACGAUUUUCCAGUUUAAUAUUUUUGGAGGAAAAAAAGUGCAAUUACGACAUCAAUUUUUUUUUUUUUAAAUUCCUUGUUACCAUCAGUAUUUCAUGUAAGAAAUAGAAGUUCUGUACAAGAUAAAGGCGUCUGGAAGAGUCUGUUAAAUAUGUGUGAUAUAAUUAAAUAAACAGUUCUGGUCUGUAA
This is a messenger RNA of Mugil cephalus (flathead mullet), 654 nucleotides long. It is a transcript of the gene apoc1, whose product is annotated as apolipoprotein C-I. The coding region runs from base 103 to 336 and encodes 77 amino acids. The transcript has 4 exons. Gene Ontology annotation, cellular component: very-low-density lipoprotein particle; extracellular region; high-density lipoprotein particle. NCBI's taxonomy places the organism in Eukaryota, Metazoa, Chordata, Actinopteri, Mugiliformes, Mugilidae. Gene Ontology annotation, molecular function: phospholipase inhibitor activity; fatty acid binding. The record is from RefSeq and is a predicted model, not a curated record. Gene Ontology annotation, biological process: triglyceride metabolic process; very-low-density lipoprotein particle clearance; negative regulation of very-low-density lipoprotein particle clearance.